Messenger RNA from Trichoplusia ni (cabbage looper), 815 nucleotides. RefSeq names its product electron transfer flavoprotein regulatory factor 1 (gene osi). Lineage: Eukaryota; Metazoa; Arthropoda; Insecta; Lepidoptera; Noctuidae. The transcript is spliced from 2 exons. Gene Ontology annotation, cellular component: mitochondrion. Gene Ontology annotation, biological process: respiratory electron transport chain. Bases 97 to 351 code for a protein of 84 amino acids. The record is from RefSeq and is a predicted model, not a curated record.
ACAUUUCGACAACAGGUAUUUAUUUGGACUAUGAACUUUGUUUUGGAUAUAUUGGAAAAAAUAUUUUGUGUACUUAUUUGACAAAAAAAUAAUAAAAUGGCACAACCUCAUCGAAGGGCUGUUUUAAAUCUUUACAAAACGUUAUUGUAUUUGGGUCGAGACUGGCCUCAAGGUUACGACCUGUUUCGGAAACGAUUGCACAAAGUAUUCGUGAAGAACAGCGAAGAAUCAAAUCCGGAGAAAGUUAAGAUCAUGAUAAAGCACGGUGAAUUUGUUAUUAAAGAAAUAGAGGCUCUAUACAAACUGAAGAAAUACAGGGCUAUGAAAAGAAGGUACUAUGAUGAAAGUUAAAUAGGUAUGUUAUUUUAGUUUUGGAACAAAAUGACAACCUAAUCAGUAAAACGUAUUUGUAAUUUUUUUGGUGCAUUGAUAUACUGUUUAUCACUGUUGAGACCUUGUAAAGUAAGUAUGUAAAUAUAUGUAUAUUUAGAUAAAGAAAUGAUAGCAAUAUUAUCAAUAGUAGAUCAUAAACAUUUGCUUUUGUAAGAUUGUGUAGUAUAAAGUCAUUUCUCUAUUUUAACAUUGUAUGUAUAUGUUGAUGUUUUCUUUUGUAUUGUUUUUCAAGUCAAUUAUAUACAAAGCAAGGUUUAAAAUAAAACAAAACAUCUAUGUAAUUAUGUAUUAUAGACAUUUUUAUAGUUUACAUAAUUCAUUACUAUUAUAAACUCUAGUAAAAAUUAUAUUGUGUUACAAUAAAAUUAAAUAUCUAAUAUUUCUAAACAAAAUGUUAAUAAACCUUUAACAUAACAAUGAGA